Naumovozyma dairenensis CBS 421 is the source of this 4971-nucleotide messenger RNA. It is a transcript of the gene GCN2, whose product is annotated as serine/threonine-protein kinase GCN2. Gene Ontology annotation, molecular function: eukaryotic translation initiation factor 2alpha kinase activity; ATP binding; protein binding. Gene Ontology annotation, cellular component: cytosol. NCBI's taxonomy places the organism in Eukaryota, Fungi, Ascomycota, Saccharomycetes, Saccharomycetales, Saccharomycetaceae. Gene Ontology annotation, biological process: regulation of translational initiation by eIF2 alpha phosphorylation; DNA damage checkpoint signaling. The record is from RefSeq and is a predicted model, not a curated record. Bases 1 to 4971 code for a protein of 1656 amino acids. The transcript has a single exon.
AUGCCUAAAUGUCUUACUUUGAACGAAUACUAUGAUAUACAAAGCAACGAGUUGGAAGCCAUGAGGUCCAUUUAUAUGGAUGAUUUCGUGGAUUUAACGAAAAAGAAAUCAAAAUGGGACAAACAACCACAAAUAAUAUUUGAAGUUAACGUCUGUUCAACAGACAAAGAGCCAGUGGAAUCGUCAUUGACGUUACAUUUUGCUAUGACCCCUAUGUACCCUCAUACGAUGCCUGAAAUCAAGUUUCUUAAUGUGAAAAAUGUUUUGGAUUAUCAAUUGAAACAACUUUCUGAAAGUUUCAAACAGAUACAUGAAAGUGCUAAAGGACAAGAAUAUAUUUUUGAAGUAAUAUCAUUAGUACGAGAGAGGCUAGAUGAAUUUCAAAAUGAAGCCAAUGGACACUCUUUAGAAGAAGAUCGCUUACAAAGAAUUAGGGAAGCAGAAGCGAAAUUAGAGAAGGAAGAGAAGGAAAGGAAACAAAAAAUUGAACAAGAAAAGGUUAGUGAACAAAAAUUAAUAGAUGAAAUCGUAAAGAAGGAAAUGGAAAAGAGAAAGGAUGAUGAUGAUAUGCUUUUCAAUCCGACUUCUCAAAUUGAAUUAAUGCCGCCUUCCGAAUGGAUUACCUCAGGUGAAGCUAUCGUAUUUUCAAAACCUAUAAAGGCAAAAUUGCCUAAUAAUUUAUUGUUCAAAUUCAAAGCCGUUGUUAAUCCUACACCUAUUAAACUCAACUCGGAUCUUUUCAACUUCGGUAAACAAUUUCUUGUGAAACCGUUCAUUCAUCCAGAGUCGCCGUUGGCUGAUGCAUUGAUGUCUUCUGAACUAAUGGGAAAUUUCUAUUAUUUAUUGACGGAAAUUGAGCUAACCAAUUCAUAUUUUAAUACAAGCAAUGGUAAAAAAGAAAUUUCGAAUUUAGAGAAAGUUUUGGAAUCUUUACUUAAGGUAAAGCAUGAUAAUGUUAACCGUUUAUAUGGAUAUACCGUCGAAAGGAUGGGAAAAAAUAAUACCAAUUUUGUCUGGAAAAUCAGACUUUUAACUGAAUACUCAUCCUCAUCUUUUCUUAUUGGUGAGCUUAUCCAAUCUGUAGGAUUCAUUAACUUGGCUACAGCUCGUGUUUGGAUGAUUCGAAUACUAGAAGGAUUGGAAGCUCUACAUAAAAUUGGUAUAUUUCAUAGAUGUGUAUGUCUUCAAACAGUAACGAUGUCCAAGGAUUCUGAUUUUGGAACGACAAUUCCUAAGUUGAUACAUUCCAGUUAUGGCUACGGGAUAAUAAAUAUGCUGGCAAGAUAUCCUAAUAGAAAUGGCCCACGAAUUGAACUACCUAAUUCAUCCUGGAUUCCUCCUGAAUGUGAGAAUAAUACUACGAAUAAAUAUAAUAGAAUGACAGAUAUAUGGCAAGCCGGUGUUUUAUUUAUGCAAAUAAUAAAUGGAGUAGAAACAACAAUAGAUUUUGGAUCUCCUCAAGAGUUUUUAAACUCAACAGAUAUGGAUGAAAGUCUAUACGAUCUUUUAUCAAAGAUGACCGCAACAGAUCCAAAGAAACGUUUAGGAACCUUGGAAUUACUACCAAUGAAGUUCCUAAGAACAAAUAUAGAUCCAACAUUUAAUAAAUUUAAUGUUUCAAAUGAUGAAAGUACAGCGGUUACAAUACCAUCUGAAGAGUCUUCUGUAGGAUUGACAAUGAAGUCUAGGAAGUUUUCAGAAUCAAGUAACAGAAGACGAUCAUUUAAUGUUGGAUCAAGAUUCUCUUCAAUUAAUCCCGCCACAAAGUCAAGAUACGCUUCUGAUUUCGAAGAAAUUGCUGUAUUAGGUAAAGGUGCGUUUGGACAAGUGGUCAAAGCACGUAAUGCGUUAGAUAGUAGAUAUUAUGCGAUUAAAAAAUACAGACAUACUGAAGAAAAAUUAUCUACUAUAUUAAGUGAGGUUAUGCUUUUAGCAAGUUUGAAUCAUCAGUAUGUGGUACGUUAUUAUGCUGCAUGGCUCGAAGAAGAUACACAAAAUGAUAAUGCAAUCUCAUUGAGCGAUAGCGACGAUCAUGAAGAAGAAGACGAAACAUCGGACGAUUCAGAAUCUGAUAUAUUUAAUCAAUCCAGUUUACUUAAGGAAAAAAGUUCUCUUGAGGUCGAUAAUAGCAAUUGGGAUUUCAUAUCCAAUUCUGGAUACCCAGAUAUAGUUUUUGCCAAUAGUACUACCGGAGGGGACAGUUUCAAUGAACUUGAGAAUGGUAGCGAGGAGGAAUCUGAUGAUGAUUAUGAAGGUGAAGUUUCUGAUUCAGAAACCCGUUCGACCAAUAAGACUAACACCAGAAGAAGUAAAACACCUUUCAUUACAGCAAAAAGGAAAAGUACACUAUUCAUUCAAAUGGAAUACUGUGAAAAUCGAACAUUAUAUGAUUUAAUCCAUGCUGAAAAUUUAAGUAAACAGCGUGAUGAAUAUUGGAGACUUUUCAGGCAAAUUUUAGAGGCGUUAAGUUACAUCCAUUCGCAGGGUAUUAUUCAUCGUGAUUUAAAACCGAUGAACAUUUUCAUUGAUGAAUCAAGAAAUGUUAAAAUCGGUGAUUUUGGUCUUGCAAAAAAUGUCCAUCGUUCGGCUGAUAUUUUGAGAAUGGACUCACAGAGUGCUGUUGGUAGUUCCGAGAAUUUAACAUCAGCUAUUGGUACCGCAUUAUACGUAGCAACAGAAGUUCUUAAUGGGAAAGGUCACUACAAUGAAAAAAUUGAUAUGUAUUCAUUAGGUAUAAUUUUCUUUGAAAUGGUAUAUCCAUUCAGUACCGGAAUGGAAAGAGUAAACAUAUUAAAAGACUUGAGGUUACCAAGCGUUGAUUUCCCAUCUGAUUUUGAUUAUACAAAAAUGAAAACUGAAAAGAAGAUUAUUAAAUUGUUAUUGGAUCAUGAUCCUACAAGAAGACCUGGAGCAAGAAAAUUAUUAGAUAGUGGAUGGCUUCCUGUAAAGCAUCAAGAAGAAGUGAUCAAAGAGGCAUUAAAAAGUUUGGCGGAUCCAUCUUCGCCUUGGCAGCAGCAGGUAAGAGAAAGUUUAUUCAACCAACCCUACAGCGUUACCAACGAUAUUCUAUACGAUAAUUCACAGUCUCAAUCUAACCCAUUUUCCCAAAUACUACGAUCCCAAAUGCAAGAGGAAGUCGUUAAAAUUUUUAGAAAACAUGGAGGUAUAGAAAAUAAUUCACCACCGAGAAUCUUUCCGAAGGCACCAAUAUAUAGUACCCAGAAUGUCUACGAGGUUUUAGAUAAGGGUGGUACCGUAUUGCAAUUACAAUAUGACUUGACCUAUCCGAUGGCUAGGUAUCUAUCAAAAAACCCAAAUUGUGUGGCUAAACAAUUUCGUCUACAACAUGUUUAUCGACCCCCUACCAAAUCCAAUUCAAGUCUUGAGCCCAGAAAGUUUGGUGAAAUCGAUUUUGAUAUAAUUUCAGGAUCGUCUUCUGAUUCCCCAUUUUAUGAUGCUGAGAAUAUUAAAAUUAUUGACGAAGUUUUGACAAUAUUUCCUGUAUUCGAAAAGACAAAUACUUUAUUUGUGAUGAAUCAUUCAGAUAUACUAGAAAGCGUAUUUAAUUUUUCGAAUAUUGAUAAAGCUCAAAGACCGUUAGUUUCAAGAAUGCUAUCACAAGUAGGGUUCGCCAAAACAUUUAAAGAUGUCAAAAAUGAGUUGAAAUCUCAAUUGAACAUUUCGUCUACAUCCUUAAAUGACUUAGAAUUAUUUGACUUUAGGGUAGAUUUUGAUGAUGCAAAGAGAAGAUUACAUAAAUUGAUGGUUGAUAGUCCAUAUUUACGCAAUAUUGACGAUGCUUUAUCUCAUAUUUUGAAGGUUUUGAAUUUUUUGAAACCUUUAGAAGUUACAAGAAACAUGGUAAUAUCACCAUUAAGUAACUACAACUCGGCGUUUUAUAAAGGUGGUAUUAUGUUCCAAGCUGUUUAUGAUGAUGGUAUGACGAGAAAUUUAAUUGCUGCUGGUGGUAGAUAUGAUACCUUAAUAUCUUACUUUGCCAGACCUUCUAGUGGUAAAAGUACAAACACACAAAGAGCGGUAGGAUUUAAUCUUGCUUGGGAAACUAUAUAUAGUAUUGGCCAGAACUAUUUCAAGUUGGCUUCUAGGAACCGUCUGAAGAAACGGAACAGGUUUUUAAAGGAUUCUGCUAUUGAUUGGAAACCAAGUAGGUGUGACGUAUUAAUUUCAAGUUUUUCUAAAUCACUAUUAGAUACCGUAGGUGUAAGUCUCUUGAAUAAACUCUGGAAAAUGGGGAUAAGAGCAGACUUUUUACGGACUUGUUACACUGUUGAUGACGUUGUUACGCGUGCCCAGCAAGAUGGAGUUGAGUGGAUCAUUUUGAUAAAGCAGCAAACAUAUAGUAUGUCCAGUCACAAACGUAAAUAUAAGCCUCUGAAGGUAAAAAGGGUAAGUAGUAACGGCGAUAUUGACUUAGAUAUCGAUGAGUUUUUGAUGUUGUAUCAACAGGAAACAAGUAGCAGCACGUUGAUUAAUGAUUCUUUGAGUAUUGACGACAAGCAUGAUGAUUCGGGAAAUUGGGAUGAAAAUAGUAGUGCUAGCGGCAGCCAAGAUGAAAAAGAAGAGACAUCUAAUACUACAACAAAUCAAAAGGUAACCUAUAUUCCUAAUAUGGCAACAAGGGCGAAAAAGGCAAGUAAACGUGAAAAAUGGGUAUAUGAAGAUGCAGCAAGAAAUGCAUCAAAUAUCAUUAUAGGCAGUUUAUCAUCAGCUCCUGUUUUCACUGUUGAUGCCUUGAGGGAUGAAACAUUAGAAAUUAUAUCCAUUACGUCCUUAGCUCAAAAAGAAGAAUGGUUAAGAAAGGUUUUUGGUUCCGGUAAUAACUCCACACCUAGGUCGUUUGCAACUAAUAUAUAUAAUAACUUAUCCAAAGAGGCUGGCAAAGGUACCAAAUGGGCUAUAUUACACUGCCAUAAGACAGGGAAAAGUUGUGUUAUCGACUUGCAGCGUUGA